This is a messenger RNA of Rhodotorula toruloides NP11, 747 nucleotides long. RefSeq names its product 40S ribosomal protein s2. The transcript has 5 exons. Gene Ontology annotation, biological process: translation. The record is from RefSeq and is a predicted model, not a curated record. NCBI's taxonomy places the organism in Eukaryota, Fungi, Basidiomycota, Microbotryomycetes, Sporidiobolales, Sporidiobolaceae. The annotation marks the transcript as partial. Gene Ontology annotation, cellular component: ribosome; cytosolic small ribosomal subunit. Gene Ontology annotation, molecular function: RNA binding; structural constituent of ribosome.
UUCGGCCGUGGCCGUGGUGGUGACCGCCGUGGACCCCGUCGCGGUCCUCGCCGCGGUGCCCGCAAGGACGAGGAGAAGGAGUGGGUCCCCGUCACCAAGCUUGGGCGUCUCGUGAAGGACGGCAAGAUCAAGUCGAUCGAGGAGAUCUACCUCUUCUCGCUCCCCGUCAAGGAGUACCAGAUCAUUGACAUCCUCCUUCCCAAGCUCAAGGACGAGGUGAUGAAGAUCAUGCCCGUCCAGAAGCAGACCCGCGCCGGCCAGCGCACCCGCUUCAAGGCGUUCGUCGCCAUCGGUGACUUCGAGGGCCACGUCGGACUCGGUGUCAAGUGCGCCAAGGAGGUCGCGACCGCCAUCCGCGGCGCCAUCAUCCUCGCCAAGCUCUCGGUCAUCCCCGUCCGCCGCGGCUACUGGGGCAACAAGCUCGGUGAGCCUCACACCGUCCCGUGCAAGGUCCAGGGCAAGGCCGGAUCCGUCUACGUCAAGCUCGUCCCCGCCCCCCGCGGUACCGGUAUCGUCGCCGCCCCCGCCUCGAAGCGCAUGCUCCAGCUCGCCGGUGUCGAGGACUGCUACACCCAGUCGCGCGGCAACACCUCGACCAUGGGCAACUUCAUCAAGGCCGCCUACGCCGCCAUCACCGCCACCUACGGCUUCCUCACCCCCGACCUCUGGACUAAGAUCGAGCCCUCGCCCUCGCCCUACGAGGAGUACUCGUCCCACCUCCAGCUCGCUGCCAAGAAGGUCUACUAA